GUAGAUUCUCAGCUCGGUGUCAGGUGACUGACAGACAACCUCAGCGACAGAGUCUGCGUCGGACGUGACAGUGGUUGGUGCCACAGCAUGCAAAACAAGGCGUCGGGUGCCACGCGGGCAGCUGAGCUGAGCAGGGCAGGGCAGCAUGAGGCAUGGAGCAGUCGCUGCAAUGCUCUCGUUCUCUGACGCACUCCCGACGAUUCUUUCGAUUCGAUUGAUUGAUUGAUUCUUCGAUUUGUUGAUUGCAGAAGAGGACGAAGUGGAUGAAUAGUUGUGGAAGAAUUCUGUGGCACUAACAUUCUUGAGAGAGUAACAUCGGAAGGUCGUCAAAGUGAAGGCGUCAGUGAGAGCCAUGGCUGCCUCGUCUGUAACCAUGGCAUGUCUAACUUCAGUUAGUGUCGUCAAGGUACCAGACUCUCAGUAUCCAAGCACUAAAAGACACUGUCCUACAGCUCCAGUUCUUCCGAGCAUCCAGCCUCGAAGGACGCCGUAUCGUUCAGGAUUCUUUGCUGAUUUUCCGAAUGCACAAGUCCACUCGCGAUGCGCUUUUGCUCAAGCCUCGUCGUCGAGAAAGAUCCCAACAUUGCCUACCAUGGCGUCGCUGCGAGUGGAAGACGAAGUAGUGGAGCCAGUGACGAACAUCAAAUUUCCCAAGAGCACGAUCGCCCCUGGAGCCUCCACAGACCUUGUGCUUGCGGGAGCUGGUGUACGAGAAAAGAAGAUUGCCUUUCUUAAAGUAAAAGUUUACGCCGUUGGCUUCUAUGUCGAUCCCAAAGGGAUUUCUUCUCUAGACGCAUGGAAAUCGAAGGGGACAAGUGAGCUUGAGAAGGACGAGAGUUUCUCCAAGGUGCUGAUUGAUAUCCCUGUUGAAAAAUCUCUGAGAAUUGUGUUGGCAAGAGACAUUGAAGGAGCCCAAUUCUGGGGAGCUUUGGAUGAAGCCCUAGCACCAAGAUUGAAAGCAGCAGGAGCAGGAGCUGCAGGAGAACAAGCUCUUAACUCUUUUGGUGAUGUGUUCAAAAACAGGCCUCUGAAGGAGAAAACUGUAAUUUCUCUCACCUGGACGCAACCAUCCACGCUGCACAUAUCUAUCACACCAGAAGGACGAUCACCUUCGGCUCCCGAUGCUUCUAUUGACUCUCUAGAUCUUGUUUCCAGCUUGUAUGAUGUUUAUCUUGGGAAGGAUCCGGUUUCUCCCUCCGCAAAGGCUUCAGUAGUAAGAGGGAUUUUCUCUGUUGCUUAAUGUGUGAAUAAACUUCAAGAUAGUCCGAUCUGGUUGAUGGGCGUAUUCCCUGCCUAACGUAUGUAAAUUAACAUCCAUCGAGAACUUAUGUCAAAAGUUUAUUCCUGCAACUCC
Molecule: messenger RNA, 1354 nt
Organism: Marchantia polymorpha subsp. ruderalis
Lineage: Eukaryota; Viridiplantae; Streptophyta; Marchantiopsida; Marchantiales; Marchantiaceae
Source: the annotation of a GenBank genome assembly